Molecule: messenger RNA, 179 nt
Organism: Entrophospora candida
Lineage: Eukaryota; Fungi; Glomeromycota; Glomeromycetes; Entrophosporales; Entrophosporaceae
Source: the annotation of a GenBank genome assembly
AAGACAAUGAUAAAAUGGAUGAGGAUAUGGAUGAGGAUAGUGGUGGAGAUUACAGUGAUGAUAGUAAUGAAUUAGAUUAUGAUACAUUAGGAUUAUAUUUUGUUGGUCACUCGUUAUUAGAAAUUCAUGCUUCAAUUCUUCUUGGUAUACUUUCAAUAAGGUUAUAUAGCACACUCUGA